This is a messenger RNA of Cryptomeria japonica (Japanese cedar), 2419 nucleotides long. Its product is annotated as probable 4-hydroxy-tetrahydrodipicolinate reductase 1, chloroplastic. The transcript has 8 exons. Gene Ontology annotation, molecular function: 4-hydroxy-tetrahydrodipicolinate reductase activity; NADPH binding. The record is from RefSeq and is a predicted model, not a curated record. Gene Ontology annotation, cellular component: chloroplast stroma. The coding region runs from base 1313 to 2107 and encodes 264 amino acids. Lineage: Eukaryota; Viridiplantae; Streptophyta; Pinopsida; Cupressales; Cupressaceae.
GAGUACGAUGCUCCAAAACGAACACAACAUAUUUAACAAAAGCUUUCAAUCACGACUAAAAUUGUUGCAGGAAUUCUGAAUGCGAAAAAUGCUGGCAAAGGCUCUCAAUGCUCCUCAAAUUUCCUUAACAGGGCUGCAAAGUAGAGAUCAUUUAUGCAGUGGAGUCGUGGGUCGACGGCGGGUUAGAAAUGCCCGUCUUUUGAUAUCAACAACAGUGAAGCAAUCUUCAUCAACUAUGAAGAAAAAUUCCACCUGUUUGUGCGUUGCAAAUGCCGAAAAAGUUGAGAAUGCUUCGACAUCUACAACUACAGAAACCUCAUUUCCUGUCAUGUUAAGUUGUUUAAUUAUUGGGUAUUCUAUAUUUGAAAGCUGAUACGGUUUAGGGUUUAACGCAUUUCAUUGCUGUAUGAGGUAUUUUGGAUGUUGUCAAAGUGUAGGAAUUUUUUAGUUUUCUUGCUAAAGCAUGCCUAUGAAUGUAUAAUGCACAUUAUUCUGGUAUGCUAAUUUGAAAGCUGGGUUUCGGUUGGGAAGGCAAGUUUUGGGGUUUUCUUGCAAAAACUUAUUGUGUUCAUGUAAGUUAGGUUUCGUUGCUAAAUGCUCUGUCUUGAAAUCUGCAAGGGUUUAAGGUUUAAUGCCUUUAUUGUGUUAAAGUGUAAAAUCCUCUUUCAGCAAUGGAACUUGAAUUUUGUUACUGUAUACUGUAUUCUGUAUUUUAUCAAUUGUUUGAGAUUAUUGUUUAUAAUAUUUUUGCUGUUUAGUUGUUGUACGCAGUGUUGAGGUUUUAAGUCUUAAUUUAGUCUCUAUGCAAAAUCCUUUCCCAACAAUGUAAGUUGUGGGAUGAGUACAGUGUUGAAUUUUUUAAGCUGUCUUUCACGAAACAUAUUGCUUUUAAGCGUAGUCACCUGGAGAUGUCAGACCACUGGCACUGGUAUGCAGAUGUAGGUGCCAUUCAUGUCAGGUAUGAAAGUAAGUGUAUGAGAGUAAGUGCAUAAGUUAUGGUUUUAUUUUAGAUAUGUACAGUCACCAGAAGAUUUGGUUAUUGGGAUUGGGACGGGGACAUGGUUCUUGACUCUAUACUGGAUUUUCAUGUUGACUAUGCUAGUACUAAGUAAACCUAAAUUAUUGUCAUCUUCUUGAAUACCAUUUUCUUUACGUUGGUGUUUCACAUUAUUGUCAUCUAAUUAAAGGACACUUUUGGACUGGCUGCUGUGAUUUUGAGGAUCGGAGUAACUGUGUUUCAGCCUAUAUUUUCACAGGUUAAUUGGAAUAUCAAGCAUUGAUUUUCUGGCAGGUAAAUGGCUGUGCUGGAAAGAUGGGGAGAGCAGUGGCAGAAGCAGCACUCUCUGCUGGUCUUCAGCAUGUUCCUCUGUCUCUCACUAGUCUUCCUCUUGGGCAUCAAAAGGUCCAGAUAGGAGAUGUAGAAGUUGAUUUACGCAGUGCAUCGGAAAAAGAUGCUGUCUUUGAUUUGAUACUUAAAAAGUAUCCAAAUGUAGUUGUAGUCGACUACACAGUUCCUUCUGCUGUGAAUGAAAAUGCGGAACUUUAUUGUAGAAUGGGUGUGCCAUUUGUAAUGGGCACCACUGGUGGAGACCGAAAAAACCUAUUAGACGUGGUACGAAAGUCAAAUAACUAUGCUGGCAUUGUGCCACAGAUGGGAAAGCAGGUGGUUGCCUUUCAGGCAGCCAUGGAGAUCAUGGUGGAGCAGUUUCCUGGAGCUUUUUCAGGCUACAAACUUGAGUGUACAGAAUCUCACCAGUCAAGUAAGGUAGACACAUCAGGCACCGCAAAAGCAAUUGUUUCUUGCUUCCAGAGGCUUGGUGUUAGUUGUGACCUUGAUCAAAUAAAGAAAGUUAGAGAUCGCACAGAACAAAUUGAAAAAAUGGGAGUUCCGGAGAAUUAUUUGGGAGGUCAUGCAUUCCAUACAUAUAGGCUGACAUCUCCAGAUAACACGGUUGCUUUUCAGUUUCAACACAAUGUCUGUGGAAGGUCAAUAUAUGCCCAGGGUACUGUUGAUGCUGUGCUUUUCCUGGCAAAGAAGGUUAAGAGUAAUGCAGAGAAAAGGCUGUACAACAUGAUUGAUGUUUUACGAGAAGGAAAUAUGCGUUGAUAACAUUUUAUUUCUUCUGGCAGAGUUUGGUUCAGAUUAUUUUUCAGGUUAACCUCAAUGCGCAAAUAUAAUUUCAGAAGUUGCCUCAUUUGCUAGCAAAGAUAUUUCUUUUUCAGAUUUGAGGCAAUCCCUGUAUUGCUUGUCUAGAAUCUGUUUUACUGUACCUGCUUCAUUUGGAGAUGAUUCUUCUUGUGGAUGAUUAAAAUGAAGACAAGGCCGAGCAGUAUAAGCUAUGUAUGAUAUAACUUUUCCUUGCCUAUUAGGCAAUGGAUACAUAAUUCAAUAUUAUUAUUAAUUUCUUUAUGACAUCAA